Molecule: messenger RNA, 1011 nt
Organism: Trichoplax adhaerens
Lineage: Eukaryota; Metazoa; Placozoa; Uniplacotomia; Trichoplacea; Trichoplacidae
Exons: 10
Coding region: 1-1011 (336 amino acids)
Biological process (GO): UDP-glucose transmembrane transport
Cellular component (GO): cis-Golgi network; Golgi apparatus; endoplasmic reticulum-Golgi intermediate compartment
Molecular function (GO): antiporter activity
Source: RefSeq, a predicted model, not a curated record
AUGCUUGCAAACGCACCAGAAGACACCGUGUUGAUAUGCAGGACAUUGGCUUUAAUUAUCUUGUAUUAUACAUUUUCCAUUUGCCUUACAUUUUAUAAUAAAUGGCUGUUUAAGGGGUUUCACUUCCCUUUAUCAAUAUCCUUGGUUCAUAUACUAGUGAAAUUCGGUAUCACCGCUUUCAUACGUGAGUGUUAUCGCUUAGUUUAUGAUCAAAGAACCGUUUGGCUAUCGUGGCAAUCAUAUAUUCGAAGAGUCUCACCCACAGCAAUAUCAACAGCUUUGGAUAUUGGCCUUUCAAAUUGGAGUUUCUUGUUUAUUACUGUAUCAUUAUAUACCAUGUCUAAGUCAACUUGUAUCAUAUUCAUCCUUGGAUUUUCGAUAUGGUUCAGGCUUGAAGAAUUUAAAGCGUCUCAGAUUUCUGUCGUUGCGCUUGUCAGUGGAGGGCUGCUGCUAUUUACGUAUCAAUCAACGGACUUCAAUCUAUUUGGUUUCAUCCUGGUGCUAAGCGCUUCUUUUAUUGGCGGAUUGAGAUGGGCUUUAGCUCAGACAAUUUUACAGAAAGAAUCAGUUGGUUUAGCUAACCCUAUAGAUUUAAUGUUUCACUUACAACCCAUUAUGGCUAUUACACUUUUACCUUUAGCUGUUUUUAUUGAAGGACCAAGCUUAGCACUUUCUUCGCAGGUUUUCCGGGCUGCUAACCUUGGCGAUGCUUUAUGGACUCUCUUUCUUAUCCUAAUCGGUGCUAUUCUUGGCUUUCUACUUAGUCUCUCGGAAUAUUUUGUUGUGUUACAAACGUCGGGUUUGACAUUGUCAAUUUCUGGAAUCUUUAAGGAAAUUUGUACAUUGAGUAUAGCAUUUACCUUGGGUGGCGAUAAAAUAAACUUGAUCAAUUUUAUGGGCCUGGUUGUUUGCAUAGCGGGAAUAAGUCUACAUGUAUAUAUGAAGGCACAGGCUGUUUUAAAGAAAAAUACCGCAAAGGAUUACAACUAUCAGCGAGUUGAAACAAUCUAA